AUGGACCACGGUGGCGACUCCGAGCGGGCAAUCCUGGCAGGCUUCUAUUUCAAUAACAUGGUGGAGAAGUCUGGUUUCGGCCUCCAUGGCAAGCCUGUGCACGGCAUCGUAGGCUUCACUACGUCGGGAUCUUCGUUGGCUGGCGCCACCGCCAUGCAUGCAAUGGGGAUCCCCAUGGUCUGCUACUCCACUACCAGCCCACUGUUCUCGCUGAGGAACGGCGGCGCGCUCAAGUACCCAAACUUUUUCCGUGUCUGCCCUGGCGACCAGAACCGGGUGAGGGCUGCGGCGCGCGCGAUCUCGGAGUUCGGGUACACCGCAGUGGUCUCGCUAUACUUCAGCGAAGACUACACGCGCAGCAUGUGCAAUGCAUUCGCAAGCACGGCCACCUCUCUGGGUAUGACCGUAGUCUCCAAGGAGUUGCCCACGACGGACAGCAACAGUGGCGCCCCUCCAAAUGAGCAUGCCAAGCAGCGCAUCCAGGAGGUGCUCACUGAGAUCCACCAUGAUCCAUCUAUGCCCCGAGUUAUCAUGAUGUGCGCGUUCGGUGCGGAGCUGCCCGAGGUGUUGAUGCAGGCCGAGAGCAUGGGAUUGCGCCGGAAGGAUCACAACUACGUCUGGUUUCAUCCCGACGAUAACGUUUUGGAGGAUCUGUCUAUUGCAUUAGGCACCUUUUCGGUUACUUGGAUGGCUGAUUCUAACCGCACGCCGCUCUUCAAGGAGGCCUGGGACAGUGGCGGUUUCCGAGCUGACGGUUUCGAGUACAAGUUAGGUGAGAACAUUUGCGGAUCUUCGCAGAACGAGUCGUGUUGGGACAUGCCGAAGGGUUCUGAUUGGGGCGAGGGUAACGGCGAUUUUUUCAGAUACGUCGAUAACAGAACCGUGACGGCGCAGAACAGUUUCGACGAGUGCAGGAUUUACACGCAAUUCGCCUACGACAGCAUUGUGAUGUACAGUGCAGCGAUGCACAAAGGCAUCGUCGAGGGCGUCUUCACGAAAGAAUCGGUGACAGGUCCGCUGUUGGAACAGAUGCUGAAAAGUCUCGUGGGCGACAUCACCUACGGUGAAUGCCUGUCAAAUGGCCUCCUGACGUUCAAUGAGGACCAGGGGCGCAAUUUGCCCUACGUGGUGAAGAAUUUCUACCUGGACAGCAGUAGUGGCACGGUGAAGGCCACCGAUGUCGCCAUGGUGCCUGACCAACUGUCUGACGCCGUGGUAUACUUGGUAACCUCAGAUUUGGCCUCGUGCUCCAUGGACUACCCCGGCGAUGCGUGCUUCAAGCCGGGCGGCGAGGGCCCGCUCUUCGAUGGCGGCUUCCCGCUGGGCAGGGCGGCGUCUUGCACUAGCGGUGCGUACUGGUACGAGGGCGAGUGCGUGCCAGCAGGCCUCGGUUACUACGUCCCCAAGAUGACAGCGGGCCAGCUUCUGCCCUACAUGGCGCAGACACCCUGUCCCGCGGGCUCGUACACAAACUCGACGGGCGAGACCGCAUGUACACCAUCCAUACCAGGCUACAUUGCGAACGAGAACUCCACGAGCGAGGUCGAAUGCGAGAGCGGCACAUUCUCGGACGAGAGGGGCGCCGCGGAGUGCACCAGGUGUCUCGCCGGCGAUUUCCAGGAGCAGCGAGGUCAGACGCAUUGCGACCGCUGUGAAGUGGGCAAAUAUCAGGAUGCAAAGGGCAGUUCCAGUUGCACUGCCUGCAGAGAGGGUCGCACGACUCUGCACACGGGGUCCAUCCACGCCUCGGACUUCGGAUUUGCCGCGUGGGCAUCGAGUACUUGA
Molecule: messenger RNA, 1785 nt
Organism: Prorocentrum cordatum
Lineage: Eukaryota; Dinophyceae; Prorocentrales; Prorocentraceae
Source: the annotation of a GenBank genome assembly